AUGGAGAAGAAGCAAAGCAGCAAAGCAAGCAGUCCAGGCGAGAUGAAGAGGAAGACGAAGGUGAUAGUCGGGACCGACGCGCUUCAGUUAAGCGAGGGCGAUGCUUCGAGUUUAAUCGGCGGCAUAGUCGAGAAAGGUAUUUCCGAUAAGUCAAUGUUGUGCCCCACUCCACCGCCUCGGCCCACCGUUCUUCCUUUCCCUGUUGCUCGCCACCGCUCCGCCCUCCCGUAUCGAAAUCCGGUGAAUAGUAAUUUGGGCGGUAAUGAGGGUGUGGAUUAUGGUGAUGGCGGUGAUGAUGUUAUGAACUUUGAACCCAUAAAGCCUUAUGCCAACCCAGUAGAGAGGAAGAAGAAAAAAGAAAUGGACUUUAGCAAGUGGGCAGAGAAGGAGCUUGGUGUGAAUAGGACUAGAACAGUUAGGGAAACAAUGGAAGCUAGUACUAGAAAGAAUGGCUCAAAUAAAUUGCAUCCCCAGCCAAAGCCUCUGUUGGGCAACUUGAAGACUGAACAAGAAUCUGUGUUGGGCAACUUGACUGAACAAGAAUUUGUAUUGGGUAAGAAUGACAUGAAAAUUCAAGCGGGCCCAAGUCCAAAGUCCCUUGCUGAUAAUGUUGAAAAUGAACAAGUGUCCAUGUCGCUUGAGACUCAGAUUGAUGAAGAGAACCGUGCUCGUUUGCAAGGAAUGUCAGCGGAUGAGAUUGCUGAAGCACAGGCUGAGAUCAUGGGAAGGCUGGACCCUGCGCUGCUCAAUGUGCUCAAAAGGAGGGGUGAAGAGAAAUUGAGGAAGCAAAGAAGCCCCAGUUUGGAUAACAAUGAACCAAAAUUUUCCCCUAGCUCUCAAAGUGGCAUGUCUCAUGUAGACACAACAAUUACCUCAAACCAUACAAAGACAGCGGAAGAGAAUGGGUUGGAGCAGAACUCAGGCCAAGCGAGUGGAAGUUUGUGGACUGCUUGGAGGGAGAGAGUCGAGGCUGCUAGGGAAUUGAGAUUUUCCUUGGAUGGGACUGUUAUUUUUAAUGGUUUCCACCAGAUACCUAAGAGUAGUAAUGUUUCUGAGCGUGACUUCCUGCGUACUGAGGGGGAUCCUGGUGCUGCUGGCUAUACCAUCAAAGAAGCAGUGUCACUCACUAGGAGUGUGAUUCCAGGACAACGGUCCCUGUCAUUGCAUCUCCUUUCAACUGUGCUUGAUAAGGCAUUACAGAAUAUUCAUCAAAUGCAAGUGCAGUUUGAUGGAAGAGAUGCUAAUAAAGUUGACAAAUCUAUUGACUGGGAGGCUGUUUGGGCUUAUGCACUUGGCCCUGAACCUGAGCUUAUUUUAUCCCUCAGGCUUUGUCUCGAUGAUAACCAUAGUUCUGUAGUUCUAGCUUGUGCCAAAGUUCUUCACUGCAUAUUGAGCUAUGAUGUGAAUGAGAACUUCUUUGAUAUCUCAGAGAAAAUAGCAACUCGUCAUAAGGAUACAUUUACUGCCCCUGUAUUUAGAAGUAAACCAGAGAUUGCUGUUGGUUUCCUACGUGGUGGAUUCUGGAAGUACAAUGCUAAGCCUUCUAAUAUUCUUGCACUUGAUGUGGAAAUUAUUGAUGAUGAGACUGAAGGGAAACGUACAAUUCAGGAUGAUGUUGUGGUUGCUGGACAAGAUUUUGCUGCAGGUUUGGUACGGAUGGGAAUCCUUCCAAGGCUUCGUUAUCUUUUGGAGUCAGACCCUACAGCGGCUUUGGAAGAAUACAUCAUUUCUUUACUUAUAGCUAUUGCAAGGCAUUCCCCAAAAUGUGCAAAUGCAGUCAUGAAUUGUCAAAGGCUAAUCCAAACAGUUGUCAGCAGAUUUAUUGCAAAAGAGAGUGUAGAAAUCCAGCCUUCUAAAAUAAAGUCUGUUAGACUUCUAAAGGUGUUGGCUCAAUCUGAUGGGAGGAAUUGUGUUGAUUUUAUAAAGAAUGGGAGUUUCCAAACUAUGACAUGGCAUUUGUAUCAAUCUAUUUCCUUCCUUGACAAAUGGGUAAAAUCUGGAAAGGAAAACUGUCAACUUUCUUCUGCUUUGAUGGUUGAACAGCUGCGUUUUUGGAAGGUUUGCAUUCAGCAUGGGCAUUGUGUGUCAUACUUCUCAGAUAUUUUCCCCAACUUGUGCAUAUGGCUGAACCCACCUAUAAUUGAAAAGCUUAUAGAGAAUGAUGUACUUAGUGAAUUUGCAUCCAUUACUACGGAGGGCUACCUUGUGCUGGAGGCUUUGGCUAGAAGGCUUCCAAGUUUGUUCUCACAGAAGAAUCUGCGCAAUCAAAUCUCUGAGUAUUCUGGUGAUGACACUGAGUUGUGGUCUUGGAGCCAUGUUGGUCCAAUGGUUGGUAUAGCUUUGAAGUGGAUAGUUAUGAAGAGUGAUCCUAGCAUAUGUAAUUUAUUUGAGAAGGAAAAUGGAGUUGGUGUUCUUCUUGUGUCCCAAGAUUUAUCAGUGACUUCCUUGUUAUGGGUGUAUUCAGCUGUCAUGCACAUGCUUUCCAGAGUGCUUGAAAAAGUGAUCCCAGAUGAUACUGUCCACUCGCAUGAAAGUGGUAGUCUUGUGCCAUGGCUUCCAAAGUUUGUUCCUAAAGUUGGACUAGAAAUUAUUAAAAAUGGGUUUAUGGACCUUUCAGAUACUAAUGAUGCAAAAUAUGGAAAAGAUCCGCAUGGAAGUGGCUCUUUCAUUGAGAAACUUUGUCAUUUGAGAAGUCAGGGUACAUUUGAAACAUCAUUAGCUUCUGUAUGUUGCUUACAGGGGUUAGUGGGGAUUAUCAUUAGCAUUGAUAAAUUGAUAAUGUUAGCCAGGACAGGCGUCCAAACUCCUUCCCAAAAUUACACUUCAACAAGAGAAGAGAAAAUACUCAAGGAUGGUAUACUUGGGGGGUGUUUGGUUGAAUUGAGAAGUGUGCAAAAUACUUUUAUGAAGCUAGUUGCUUCAGACUGGCACCUUGUGCAGUCCAUUGAGAUGUUUGGCAGGGGUGGUCCUGCUCCUGGAGUGGGAGUUGGCUGGGGUGCCUCUGGUGGAGGAUAUUGGUCUGCUACUUUUUUGUUAUCUCAAGCUGAUUCAAGAUUUCUCAUUGACCUACUUGAAAUUUGGAAGAUUGUGUCCAAUUUUGAUAUCCCCACCGAAGAAGAAAUGACUUUGACUAUGCUGGCAAUUAAUUCAUCUCUAGGAGUAUGUGUAACUGCAGGACCUACAGAUGGGACUUCUGUGAAAAAGGCAAUAAAUAUUUUGCUUGAUGUCUCAGUUCUGAAGUAUCUUGAUCUCUGUAUUAGGCGUUUUCUUUUCUCGAAUAAGGGAGUUAAAGUGUUUGAUUGGGAGUAUAAAGAAGAGGAUUACCAACUCUUCAGUGAAACAUUAGCUUCCCAUUUCAAUAACAGAUGGUUAUCUGUAAAGAAAAAGCUCAAAGAUAGUGAUGGCAAUAAUUUAUCUGGCAGUAAACCACUUAAGAAUGGUAAAGGUUCCCUUGACACCAUAUAUGAGGACUUGGACACAUCACAUAUGAUCAGUCAAGACUGCAGUUCUUUAGUUGUAGAGUGGGCUCACCAGAGGCUGCCACUACCCAUUUCCUGGUUUCUCAGUCCAAUCUCAACCCUUUGUGAUAGCAAGCAGGCUGGUCUUAAAAAAUCUUCCAAUUUACAAGAUCUCAUUCAGGAUCCAGGUGAUUUUCUUGUAGUUUCCCAAGCUGGGCUUUUCUUCCUUUUGGGUAUUGAAGCACUGUCCAGUUUCUUACCAGAUGACAUCCCAUCCCCAGUUAAAAGUGUAUCGUUAGUUUGGAAAUUGCAUUCUCUAUCUAUGAUCUUACUUGUUGGAAUGGGUGUCAUUGAGGAUGAGAGGAGUAGAGCUGUUUAUGAAGCUUUGCAAGAUCUCUAUGGGAAUUUUCUUCAUCAGGCAACGUUGUGCAACUUAUUGACAGAACCUAGAAAUGAAAACAACCUGGAGUUUCUGGCAUUCCAAUCGGAGAUUCAUGAGACUUACUCAACAUUCAUUGAAACUCUUGUGGAGCAGUUUUCUGCUAUAUCUUAUGGUGAUUUGGUUUAUGGCCGGCAAGUUGCAGUUUAUCUUCACCGUUGUGUGGAAGCUCCUGUGCGCCUUGCUACCUGGAAUACACUAACUAAUUCUCGUGUUCUUGAACUUCUGCCACCUUUAGAGAAUUGCUUUACUGAUGCUGAGGGUUACCUCGAACCUGUUGAGGAUAAUUUUGGUAUUUUAGAGGCUUACGCGAAGGCAUGGACUUCUGGUGCCCUCGAUAGAGCUGCAAGUCGAGGAUCACUUGCAUAUACACUGGUUCUCCAUCACCUUUCAGCAUUCAUUUUUAAUUCGUGCACUGGUGAUAAGCUAUUGCUUCGGAAUAAGCUCUCAAGGUCUCUUUUGCUAGACUUCUCCUUGAAGCAACAACAUGAGGCAAUGAUGUUGAACCUAAUUCAAUAUAACAAGCCAUCUACAUCACAUAGGAUCAAGCAAGAGGAUGGAUCACCAGCUUGGAAUGCCAUCGAGAAGAGGCUUGCGUUACUAAAUGAAGCUUGUGAAACAAAUUCCUCACUUUUAGCUGCUGUGGAGAAGCUAAGGUCUUCCUUAAAGAACAAAAUGUUGUGA
Molecule: messenger RNA, 4581 nt
Organism: Prunus armeniaca (apricot)
Lineage: Eukaryota; Viridiplantae; Streptophyta; Magnoliopsida; Rosales; Rosaceae
Source: the annotation of a GenBank genome assembly